AGAACCUACACCGAAGCCACCACGAACGCCGGAACCCACGCCUCCGCCACAGCAAUCACCACCACCACCACCUCCUCCUCCUCCUACCCCCGAAGAUGACCGCUCCGUCGCCGGGAAGGAAAAGGAGAAGGAAAAGCAGCACGAGCUCCCCUCGGCCCAAAACUCGCGGCGCUCGGCGCUCAACCGGUCGCUGAGCACGUUCAUGGACCGGGCGCAGACGACGCUCUUCGCCGCCUCCCAGCGGAUCAACGACCUGACGGGGUACUCGGGGAUCGAGACGCUCAAGUCGCAGAUCAGCGCGCUGGAGGCGGAGCUCGCGGCCGCCCAGGCCCGCCUGCACGCGGCGCGCGCCGCCUACAAGUCGGCCGUGGCCUCGCGGUCCGCCACCCAGCGGGAGGUCACGACCCUGCUCGCGCGCCAGAAGAUGUGGUCGCCGACCGACUUCGAGCGCUUCACGUCCCUCUACCGCCAGGACUACGAUCUCGACGCCGCGGUCGCCGCGCGUGCCGCCGAGCUCGAGGAGGCCGAGCGCGAGGCCGAGCGCCUGGGCCGCGAGCUGAGCGCGGGCAUCCUGAGCCGCUACCACGAGGAGCAGAUCUGGAGCGACAAGAUCCGCCGCAUGAGCACGUGGGGGACCUGGGGCCUCAUGGGCGUCAACGUGCUCAUGUUCCUGGUCUUCCAGUUUGGCGCCGAGCCCUGGCGCCGGAGGAGGCUCGUCAAGGGCUUCGAGGAGAAGGUCCGCGAGGCCCUGGAGGAGGAGCGUCACCUCGAGCAGGCGCUCAAGCAGGCCGAGCGGGAGAGGAAGAGGAUAGAAAAAGAAGCCACCGCUGCCGCCACCGCUGCCGCCGCCAAGGCCACGGCCACGGCCGAAGCCGAAAUAGCUGCUGACCAGCCAGAGCCAGCUACGCCCGAAUUAAAAGCGGAAGAACCAGCCGAUAAUAUCGUAAUAGGGCCGCCGAUCACGUCGUGGCGCGAGUCGCUCUCGGAUCCGGAGUGGUGGAAAGCCGCGUACGCCGACCUAUCAAGUGAUAGGAAAGUCGCCCUAAAAAUGCGAGACGUCUCUAUAAUAGUGCUCGAGGGCGCCGCCGCCGGUGCCGCUACUAUCGGUGCCAUAGCUGCCAUUUUACUCAUCCGAAGAUCUUAGAAUAGAGCACAUAGUAGUAGUAGUAGUAGUGUCGAGAGGGUAUGUAUGUACUCUUAGCAACUUCAACACCCAACCACAGCUGUUUUUGUACAACACGAUAUCCGCCCCCAAAAGGCCGCCCCCUUGAUCAGUACACCCAUGUAUAUUCAACUUGUAUAUAAAUCCGUUGAAAAAAAAGAAGGAUGACGUUUGCAUUAUCUGCUGGUCUAAUUAACGGGGGCGAAAACUACUAUAUGUCAGGGUAGACUCUGCGAUAGUAUCUGCUUGCUGCUCCAUGACGAUUUCUUCUAAACCGCGCUCAACAUUAAUCGGCUUUUGUUUCUUUUCUUUUGAAUAUUCGCCCAGCGAAUCGUAUUUCACGCAACGCCUAUGUCCGUGGCACGAGUAGUAAGUACCUAACGACGUGGCCUACAUUGAUAUCAACCGUGCAACAACAGGUCUUUUUUUUUUUUUUUUUUUUUUUUUUUUUUUUUUUU
Daldinia caldariorum is the source of this 1620-nucleotide messenger RNA. RefSeq names its product Mdm33 family-domain-containing protein. Gene Ontology annotation, cellular component: mitochondrial inner membrane. Bases 203 to 1144 code for a protein of 313 amino acids. The transcript has a single exon. Gene Ontology annotation, biological process: inner mitochondrial membrane organization. Lineage: Eukaryota; Fungi; Ascomycota; Sordariomycetes; Xylariales; Hypoxylaceae. The record is from RefSeq and is a predicted model, not a curated record.